AUGAACACCACAACAAACACAUCAGACUGCCCAGAGUUGAGCGUUCCUCUCUAUGUCUUCUUCACCAUCGGGUUAUUCAGUCUGAUGGAGAAUCUCUUAGUUGUGGUGGCCGUCAUAUAUAACAGAAACCUCCACUCUCCCAUGUACUUCUUCAUGUGUAGCCUGGCAGGCUUCAACACCAUAGCCAGCAUCACCAAGACCUGUGAGAACAUCCUACUUGUAUUUGCGGAUGUGGGACAUCUGGAGAAAGAAGGUUCCUCUGAGACCAAGCUUGAUGAUGUGAUAGACUCGUUGCUCUGUAUGUCCUUUGUGGGUUCAAUUUUCAGCUUCCUGGCCAUUGCUGUGGACCGAUUCGUCUCUAUAUUCCAUGCGCUUAGAUACCACAACAUCAUGACUAUACGGCGCACAGGGACCAGUUUAGGCAUCAUCUGGACAACAUGUGUGGUUUCAGCCAUAUUCCUGGUCAACUUCUUUCACUUCAAGUUCAUCAUGAUCUGCUUUGUUGCCCUUUUUAUCAUCGCCUUUGUCACCACCUGCUUCCUCUAUGCUCACAUAUUCAUGUUGGCACGUAUCCAUGCUAAAAAAAUUGGUACUCUUAACUCAGGUGGCGCAGAAAAAUCUCAUCAGAGGUCAUUGGGUAGCAGUAUGAGAGGAGCCCUAACACUCACUACCCUAUUUGGGACGUUUGUUGUGUGUUGGGUACCUUUUAUCCUCCAUCUUGUCAUCUUGACAGUGUGCCCGAAGAACCCCUAUUGCGAAUGUUUCAGAUCACUCUUCCAGCUCCAUGUAAUUCUGCUUAUGAGCCACGCCCUUAUCGAUCCCGCUAUCUAUGCCUUUCGCAGCACUGAGCUGAGGCACACGUUCAGGAAAAUGUUUCUUUGUUUUAAAGAGAUGUAG
Molecule: messenger RNA, 897 nt
Organism: Nerophis lumbriciformis (worm pipefish)
Lineage: Eukaryota; Metazoa; Chordata; Actinopteri; Syngnathiformes; Syngnathidae
Source: RefSeq, a predicted model, not a curated record